Artibeus jamaicensis (Jamaican fruit-eating bat) is the source of this 1550-nucleotide messenger RNA. RefSeq names its product tumor susceptibility 101 (gene TSG101). The transcript is spliced from 10 exons. Gene Ontology annotation, molecular function: ubiquitin binding. The coding region runs from base 126 to 1301 and encodes 391 amino acids. The record is from RefSeq and is a predicted model, not a curated record. Gene Ontology annotation, cellular component: ESCRT I complex. NCBI's taxonomy places the organism in Eukaryota, Metazoa, Chordata, Mammalia, Chiroptera, Phyllostomidae. Gene Ontology annotation, biological process: protein modification process; endosome to lysosome transport; protein transport.
UCCUGUUGUUAGAGGCGGGGGGUGGGGGCCUGGCCACUUGGUGUGCUGCUGUGUGGGGCGGCCUGGGGCAGCCCCGGAGCGGCUGACCCCCUGCCUACGGGGAUAGAAGCCGCAAGGUGGCCGCCAUGGCGGUGUCGGAGAGCCAGCUCAAGAAGAUGGUGUCCAAGUACAAAUACAGAGACCUGACUGUACGUGAAACUAUCAAUGUUAUUGCGUUAUACAAAGAUCUCAAGCCUGUAUUGGAUUCAUAUGUUUUUAAUGAUGGCAGUUCCAGGGAACUGAUGAACCUCACUGGGACAAUUCCUGUGCCUUACAGAGGUAAUAUAUAUAAUAUUCCCAUAUGCCUGUGGCUGCUGGACACAUACCCGUAUAACCCCCCCAUCUGUUUUGUGAAGCCUACUAGUUCGAUGACUAUUAAAACAGGAAAGCAUGUUGACGCAAAUGGGAAGAUCUAUCUUCCUUAUCUGCAUGAAUGGAAGCAUCCACAGUCAGACUUGUUGGGGCUUAUUCAGGUCAUGAUUGUAGUGUUUGGAGACGAACCUCCAGUCUUCUCCCGACCUACGAUGUCAGCAUCUUAUCCACCAUACCAGCCGACAGGACCACCAAAUACUUCCUACAUGCCAGGCAUGCCCAGUGGAAUCUCUGCAUAUCCAUCCGGAUACCCUUCCAAUCCCAGUGGUUACCCGGGCUGCCCUUACCCACCUGGUGGUCCGUACCCUGCCACAACAAGUUCCCAGUACCCUUCCCAGCCUCCUGCGACCACCGUUGGUCCCAGUAGGGAUGGCACAAUCAGUGAGGACACCAUCCGGGCUUCUCUCAUCUCAGCGGUCAGUGACAAACUGAGGUGGCGGAUGAAGGAGGAGAUGGACCGUGCGCAGGCAGAGCUCAAUGCCUUGAAACGAACAGAAGAGGACCUGAAAAAGGGUCACCAGAAACUGGAAGAGAUGGUUACGCGUUUAGAUCAAGAAGUAGCUGAGGUCGAUAAAAACAUAGAACUUUUGAGAAAGAAGGACGAAGAACUCAGCUCUGCUCUGGAGAAAAUGGAAAAUCAGUCUGAAAACAACGAUAUUGAUGAAGUUAUCAUUCCCACAGCCCCACUAUAUAAACAGAUCCUAAAUCUGUACGCAGAGGAAAAUGCUAUUGAAGACACUAUCUUUUACCUGGGAGAAGCCUUGAGGCGGGGAGUCAUAGACCUGGAUGUCUUCCUAAAGCAUGUACGUCUUCUGUCCCGUAAACAGUUCCAGCUGAGGGCACUAAUGCAAAAAGCGAGAAAGACUGCCGGUCUCAGUGACCUCUACUGACCUCUCCGACACCAGCUGGACAUUGCGCUCUUCUUAAGCAUUCUUUUCUUCUAUUUCUUUCUCUAAUCAGUAGGUGCCCAGAAUAAGUUAUUGCAGUUUAUCAUUCAAGUGUAAAAUAUUUUGAAUCGAUAAUAUAUUUUCUGUUUUCUUUUGGUAAAGACUGGCUUUUAUUAAUGCACUUUCUAUCCUCUGUAAACUUUUUGUGCUGAAUGUUGGGACUGACUAUGCUAAAUAAAAUUUGUUGCAUAA